Tetrahymena thermophila SB210 is the source of this 2472-nucleotide messenger RNA. RefSeq names its product H-type lectin domain protein. The record is from RefSeq and is a predicted model, not a curated record. Gene Ontology annotation, molecular function: carbohydrate binding. The transcript is spliced from 3 exons. Gene Ontology annotation, biological process: cell adhesion. Lineage: Eukaryota; Ciliophora; Oligohymenophorea; Hymenostomatida; Tetrahymenidae.
AUGUAUGUAUAAGCACUUACAGAUACACUUUAAAAAUAUCAAUUUACAACAAGUACUUUUAAUUUUCCAAAACCCUUUGAAAAUACUCCAAAAGUACUUCUGAGUGUUUAAAGCUAUUACAGUGAUAUAUAGAUUAAACAACGCUAUAAAUUAUCUAUAGAGACUGUUACUUUAACUUCAGUUACAGUGAAAGUUGAGUCAUUGGGUACUAAACUCUAUGAAUUAAAUAUUGGUAUUCUUGCUGUUGACUAUCCAUAAUCUGAUGUAUUUACAUAAAUUCUAAGUUCAGAUACAGAAGGAUAACUUACUUCUAUACACAAAGUUGCUAACAAAAUACAAUCAUAUGUAACAUUUUUUACUUCAUUUUAAGGAAGCAGUUGCGAAUAUCUAAAAUUUAACUUAGAUUCACAAUAGUUAGAUGAUUACACUAUAAAAGUAUCUGCGAAUAGUUUUAAAUGUAUAGGCACUAUAUAUUAUAAUAUUUUAAUAAUACAUUAUGAUAAUAACUUUCCUUAUGCACCAUUUUAUCAAUAUUAAAAUUAAAUAUUUUAAGAUUAAAUAAAUUCUGAAAAUUUAGUAUCAACAAAUCUUAAUUCUCCAGAUACUGGAUUUUAUGGUAUAAAAGACAUGAGUAUAGGUUCUUGGUAUAGUUUUGGAAUCUUUUUUUAUCCCUAAAAUUAAAACUAACCUAUUUAAAAUGGAAAGUAUGUUUUUCAUACUGAUAAAAAGAAAUAUAUUAUUUAUCAGGCAUACUCAUAAGUAUUUGAUUUAAUAUAGCUAGAAUGUCCUCGUGACUAUUAUUUAUAUAAAUAAAGUUGUAUAAUUUCUCCUUACAAUGGUAUUUAUUGUUUAAAUAACCCUAAAGUCUGUUAUGAUUGCGAUUCUACAUGUUUAACUUGCCAAGAUUCAGCUACUAAUUGUCUAAAAUGUGUCUCUCCUUUGUAUUUAUAUUAAAACAAAUGCUCAAGUAGCAUCUAAUAAGGUACUUACUGCGAUGAAAAUCAUAUUUGCUUAGCUUGUAAUCAAUCUUGUAGUACUUGUAUCAAUAAUGCUAAUUUGUGUACUUCAUGUAUAAAUGGAUAUUAUUUUUACAAUAACAUUUGUACAAAAGAUCAACCUAAUUAAACAUAUUGUAAAUAAAGUCUCUCUUAAUAGUACUAAAAAUGCUUUUCUUGCGAUAUGAAAUGUAAAAAAUGUUCAGGACCAUUCUAUAACUAGUGCAGUGAGUGUUUAAAUAAUUAUUAUUUCUAUAAAAAUUCUUGCUAUAUUGAUUAGCCCGAAUAAACAACCUGCCAAAAUUAUAAAUGUUAGCCUUGUUUUAAUUUAUGUUAAACAUGUUCUGGAGUAAAUUAAAACUAGUGCUUGAGUUGUAUAAAUAAUUAUUCUCUUAAUUCGAAUACCAAUUAAUGUGAAAUUUCUACAUGCUAAGAUGGAUAUUUUCCUGAUAAAAAUUUAAACUCUUGCUUAUUAUGCUAACUUGGAUGUAGAAAAUGUAGCUCAUUUUCAGUUUGCUUAGAGUGCGCUUCUAUUAAAGAUAAUUAAGGAAUAACUUAAACCUAUAUUUUAGAUACUUAGCAUUAAUAAUGUUAUUUGAAAUGUCCAAAUGGUAAAUAUUUUGAUUUAUAAACUAGAUAAUGCACUUCUUGCAAUAAAUCUUGUUUAACUUGUGAUGGUAAAACUAGUUAAAAUUGCCUCUCAUGUAUUGAUGGAGCUUACAUUAAUAGCAAUAGAAUGUGUGAGUGCUAAAACAAAAACUAAGGAUUUGCAUCUGAUUUUUCGAAAUGCAUCUCUUGUUAAAUAAAAAAUUGUAGCAAGUGUUUUUAUAGUAAUACUUGUGAUUCAUGUUCAGAGUUUGCUCUGUUUAAUACUUAAAAAAAUGAGUGCACCUGCAUGAAUGGUUACUUUUUUUCUAAUUCUAUUCAAAAAUGUACAAAAUGUAUUAAAAAUAACUGUUAAACUUGCCUCUCUGAUGGCCUUACUUGCACAAAGUGUUAGAGUGGUUUUCUCAUGACUAAAUAUUCGACAUGCGUUUAUUGCAACAAUUAUUAAUAUUCAAGUGAUGGUAAAAACUGUGAUUUAAAAUGCCCAAAUGGUUGUUAAGUAUGUGCUAAUGGAAAAAAGUGCAUAUAAUACUCAAGAGAUAAUCCAGGAGGAAUUCCAAACUAAUUUUGUCAUAAUUCAUGUUCUUCAUGUUCAGGUUUAACUAAAUUUGAUUGCCUUAACUGUUCUUCUUCAACCCGUAUUUACAACUAAACAACCAGGAAAUGCGAAUGUAUUUCAGGUUAUUUUGAAUCUAAUUUAAAAGAUUGCUCUUAAAUUUAAUAACAGGCUCUAGAAAUGUUUAGCUUUUAAAAAAAACAGUUAGAGUAAGUAAAUUUAUCUUUCCAAGUAGUUAAAUGGGAAAAAAAUCCUUUAAAUAAAUCUAAAUUAACUUCAUCAAAUAUAAUACCAGGUUCAACUGAUAAUAAAUGA